Messenger RNA from Colletotrichum destructivum, 2251 nucleotides. RefSeq lists its product as uncharacterized. NCBI's taxonomy places the organism in Eukaryota, Fungi, Ascomycota, Sordariomycetes, Glomerellales, Glomerellaceae. Bases 239 to 1894 code for a protein of 551 amino acids. The record is from RefSeq and is a predicted model, not a curated record. The transcript is spliced from 2 exons.
CCUCCCCCAUCUCGUUUCUGACUGCUUGACCAACACUCUCUCGCGUUUGAGCAACCAAAUCUCCUCGACUGCCAUCACACGACCAUUUCGAGCAAUCGUCCUCCACACCAAAACCUGAAGAGGCUGACUGUUUAUCGAAUCCUCAUCGAGCUGCUCGAAUACCCAAAGCAGCGCUCUAGUAGCGCGUCGAGUGGUCGUCGAAGCAGGAGCCCCGGAGCUCCCCCUUCACGAUCCUGCAAUGGAGUCGCUUCCCCACGAAUUAAUCGACGCCAUCCUCCAGAAAUGCGUCGACUUGGGUCACCGAAACAAUGUGUUGGACUUGCGCCUCGUUUGCAGAGCCUUCGAUCGCUUCCUUAAACCAUACGCAUGCCGGACCAUUGCCCUCGAGUUCAGCCGUCUAAGUAAGAACAGCCGCCGUCGGCAACCCGAUAUCGACUCCCUUCAGACGAUCGGAUACCAUUGCAAGUCCAUGUACAUUGACCUCAUGGUCCUUCGCGACGAAUUGGAAGUGGAAUUUCUGUCCACUAUCUUCGACCGCAUACCCUCUAUGAAACAGUUCGUCCAGACCUUACAGCGCGAAUACUGCAUGUCUCCGGCCUCCUUCACAUCGUUGGACUACCGACAUACCCUCGAAACGAUACUGUUCAACUGUCAAUUCGUCUCCUCUCUCCGUCUAAACCUACCUUUCCAGCUUGUCGGCCACCGCUGUAAUGCCGCUACGAUGAUUCUUGCAAAUACCUUCUCUGCCUUCUCGCGGCGCCCGGAGGAUUCUUUGCCACUGAAGACACUCGUUCUUGAAAAUGUUUCCGAUCAAGCCAUCGUCGAUCUCUGGACAAAUCCCUCCGACGUCCUCGCCAUCAUGCGCGCCAUCCUCCAUCUCGACCACAUGAUGAUCUCUUUUCGCCGUCAUGAAGUCGACCCACCCCGCGUAUCCUUCUAUGGCACAUGCCUAUGGGACCUUAUACACAACGCGGAUGUUCUGAAAACACUCUGUCUGUCGGGCACCGACGACGAUCGUCCACCACGGGGCCUGAAGCAUACAAAAUCAUGGAACAUGACACUGGACGAGUGGCGGGCCCGCGCGCUGCCUCCUCCACCCGUCACGCUUACCUUCCUAACGGCCCUAGAACUGAAGCGCGUCGAGAUCACUCCACUUUUCCUCCGAUGUGCGGCUCGUAACUUCAGCGUGACCUUGCGCGAGCUGUACCUGAACGAGGUUUAUCUCAAAGUUGAGCAAGGGCAAAGCCUCAACGAAGAUUCGAGGCAGGUUCUCUGGAUAGGCCUUCCAAACCAGCGCCCUGGCCUUCACGACGACUGGAUGGCCAUGAUUGUCCGUGAUUCUUGCCCGAAGCUCGAAAUUUGCCGUGCCUCCUUCCUGGGCUAUGACCUCUACACCCGCGACGACUUGCCGCCCUCGCCCGCUCCCUCGCCACCGGACUUUGACUUCGUUGACCCCUGCGGGCUAGGUCGCUCCAUCGCGCAACGUUUUGUCGAGGUCGCCCUUGGGUAUCAUCAGCCGCCACAAGCGGACGGCAGCCCCGUAUGCUACCUCCCAGCGCUGGAAUCCAACGACCAUCUCCUUACCCAGAUGCGACCCCGCACCCGGGCCCUGCGGGUUACCGAAUACGACGUGAAUGCGUAUCAGACAGCCAUACGGAACGACACCAGCAGUUGGCAACGCAGCAUUGACGGUGUGUUUCCAAACUGUAACAGCGGCACGCUCGAAGAGCUUCAUUACAUCGCCGAGACCGCAUGUCAAGGUAUGAAUGAGAUCCAGCGGCAGCGCAACGAGCAUUUGGGGCAGGGUGAUGAGGGCGGCGGCGGCGAAAUUGGCAAUGGCGGCGGUGGAAACUUGGCAGAGAACCUCUUAAAUCUAAACUUUGCAGAGGAAUGAGUAGACGCUCGGGAUUUUCAAGAAGAUGAAAAGAGAGACAGACGAAGCGGGCUGUUGAGUCGUGCCAUUUUUCUACCAUGAAUCAUACAAAACGACGACGGAAUGACGCAACACGAGCUUGGCCGUGGCGGGCGUUGAACGAUAAAGGAUUUGUUCUUCAAGAGCACUUUGGGCCUGGACAUCAUAAGUUUCAUUUGGAGUUUAUUAUGAGGUUACCGCCAAUACCCCCUUUCCUGUUCUAUAAAUUUCAAUAGCUUUCAUAUGCCUAUGCUCCCCUUUUGCUCUAGUGUGAUGAUGACCAUGGUUAUCAUGAUGCUAGUUGUUCUCGCCGGAGCUUCUGCCCAUCUCUGGCCCGUA